GUGGCGGUGUAUCUGUUGGAAACGCCAAAUGUGCUGUACAUCUCGGCAGUGGGGCGCUUAAAGUUUGAGACGGCAAACGUUGCGUUCGUCAUGGACGUUCCCGGCGUUGUUGUGUAAUUGCGAGUAGGUCUUUGCGAAUUGUCUUUGCCGAGACGAAUCGAUCAACAGUGAAAAUGCCGUCCGGUAAACCGGUAAAAGCCACGGUUCGGAUCGUUUGGAUGAUGUUUUGUUUAUACUCGGUCGACUUGGGCCGAGUAGACGCACUUCCGGACGUCAUCAAAGUCGGAGCAUUAUUUCAUCCGAACGACUUGAACCAAGAGAAUGUUUUUAAACAUGCCAUUCAGGAUGUUAAUUCGAACAGGAAUAUUCUCAGCAGGUCCAACCUGACUGGUCAGAUCGAAAGGGUUUCACCACAAGACAGUUUCCAUGCUUCCAAAAGGGUGUGCAGCCUUCUCAGACUCGGCGUGGCCGCCGUUUUCGGUCCCCAAUCACCACAAAUAUCCAGUCACGUCCAAUCCAUAUGCGACACCAUGGAAAUACCUCAUUUGGAAAUGCGGUGGGACUAUAAACUCCGCAGAGAGAGUUGUUUGGUCAACCUGUUUCCGCAUCCGACGGUUCUGUCGAAGGCUUAUUUGGACUUGGUAAAAAAAUGGGGAUGGAAAUCGUUCACUAUUAUAUACGAGAACAACGAAGGUCUGGUGAGGUUACAGGAGCUCUUGAAAUCCAGAAACGCUGCGCUGUCCGCUUACCCGAUAACUAUUCGGCAACUAGGUUCGGGACGAGAUCACAGGCCACUUUUGAAACAAAUAAAAAACUCUGCCGAAUCUCAUAUCGUCUUAGACUGUUCCACGGAAAAGAUAUACGACGUAUUGAAACAAGCCCAGCAAAUAGGAAUGAUGAGCGAUUACCACAGCUAUCUGAUCACGUCUCUGGACUUGCACACUAUUGAUCUGGAAGAGUUCAAGUACGGCGGCACGAACAUCACCGGCUUUCGGUUGGUGAACCCCGACACGCCGAUGGUACAAAAAGUACUACGACAAUGGAAGGAAAACUUUACUGUUAUGUCGACGGAAACGGCGUUAAUUUACGACGCCGUUCAUCUGUUCGCCAGAGCCCUCCACGACUUGGACAGCAGCCAGAAAAUCGAUAUAAAACCGUUGAGUUGCGAUGCUUCGGACACUUGGCCUCACGGAUACAGCUUAAUCAAUUAUAUGAAAAUCGUUGAGAUCAGCGGUUUGACCGGUGUCAUUAAGUUCGACAAUCAAGGUUUCAGAACCGACUUCGAACUGGACGUGGUCGAGGUGAACAAAGAAGGUCUUACGAAAAUAGGCACUUGGAACUCUUCUCAAGGCAUCAACUUUACGAGGUCCUUUGUCGAGGCAUAUUCCAACAUCGUUGAUAAUCUACACAACAAGACCCUUGUAGUCACAUUAAUGCUGAGUUCGCCGUACACCAUGCGACGGGAAUCCAGUCAGAAAUUGGUCGGAAACGAUCAGUUUGAAGGAUACGCUAUAGAUUUGAUUCAUGAGAUAUCCAAACUGCUUGGAUUCAACUACACGCUGAAGCUAGUUCCCGACGGCCGGUACGGAUCUUACAACCAGGAGAACAAAGAAUGGGACGGCAUGAUGGGCGAACUGUUGUCGCAGAGAGCCGACUUGGUGGUAGCCGAUUUGACCAUCACCUACGACCGUGAACAAGCCGUCGAUUUCACCAUGCCCUUCAUGAACUUAGGCAUAAGUAUAUUGUACCGAAAACCGAUUAAACAGCCGCCGAACCUUUUCUCUUUCUUGUCGCCUCUGUCGUUGGACGUUUGGAUUUACAUGGCCACUGCCUACCUUGGCGUCUCUGUUCUCCUGUACAUCUUGGCGAGGUUUAGCCCGUACGAAUGGGAGAACCCGCAUCCUUGCAACUCGGACGCCCCGGAUGUGUUCGAGAACAAGUUUUCCCUGAACAACUCUCUGUGGUUUACGAUCGGCUCUCUGAUGCAACAGGGAUCCGACAUGGCGCCCAAGGCGGUUUCAACCAGAAUAGUCGCCGGAAUGUGGUGGUUCUUCACAUUGAUCAUGAUCUCUUCGUACACCGCCAAUUUGGCCGCUUUCCUCACGGUAGAGAGAAUGGAUUCGCCAAUCGAGAGCGCCGAAGACCUGGCGAAACAGACCAAAAUCAAAUACGGCGCCCUCCGAGGGGGUUCGACCGCUGCGUUCUUCCGAGAUUCCAAUUUCGUCACCUACCAGAGAAUGUGGUCGUUCAUGGAAUCGUCCAGACCCAGUGUGUUCAUGGGUUCGAACACCGAGGGCGUGGAGAGGGUGAUCAAGGGUAAGGGAAACUACGCGUUUUUGAUGGAAUCAACCAGCAUCGAAUACGUGAUCGAACGCAACUGUGAGCUCACCCAGGUCGGAGGCCUGUUGGAUUCCAAAGGAUACGGCAUUGCUUUACCCCCGAACUCACCGUACAGGACGGCAAUUAGUGGAGCUAUUUUAAAACUACAAGAAGUCGGCAAGUUGCACAAGCUCAAGACGAAAUGGUGGAAAGAAAAACGAGGGGGCGGCUCUUGUCGCGACGACACUUCGAAGAGUAACAGUGCGGCGAACGAGUUAGGUCUGGCCAACGUCGGCGGAGUGUUCGUUGUGCUUAUGGGUGGAAUGGGCGUGGCCUGUGUAGUAGCUGUUUUCGAGUUCGUUUGGAAGUCAAGAAAAAUAGCUGUCGAAGAAAGGAUCAUUAAAUAUCACACCAAGUACAGAAAAUAAUAGUAAUAUGAUCAGUACCAGAUCUAAAAUAAAAAGCGUCAAGCUCGACACAUUCGUAGCCUUAAACAAAAUUGUUCGAUAGAUAUUUCCAUACACGAGCUGACAAGAUAUACAUAUUGUUGAUAUGACGUCGAAAAAAUCGGCUCAAAUGUUAUUUUAAAAUCAUAAAAAUAUGGAAAAACCAUUUUACACUUAAACAAUAUCAACAUUUUCUUAUUCGUAACGAAAACUUUAGUUAGCAAUGUAAUACAAUAGACCACUAAACACUUAUUUGGAAUACUUUCAUUCACAAAGUAUUUAGCGUUUAAUACAUUUUCAUUAAUGUAGAUAUUUUUUUCUGUUGAAAGAAGGCAAACCAUUGAGGGUAAUCGAUUUGUACAAUUAAAUUCUAUUAAGUAAGAGUUUUUAUUGCCAAUUUCAUUUGACAAUUAUUGUUUUGAUUCUCAUCGCUUCUCUUUGAGUUGAAUUCUUAAAAAAAAUGUAAACCCUUAAAUCGUUGCACCUUCCAAAGUUUUAACUUCAAUAUAAAAAAUGAAAACGAGAGCCGCAAGACGUAGAACGCACAAUGAAUGCUGUUAAAAUAUGUUUGUUAUUAAAUUACAAAAUCUGUAUACAUUUUCCUAAACUAAGUAUCUAUUAAAAAGUAUUGCACUUUGUUAAUCUCUUAGAAUAUAAUAGUAAAAAAUGUGUUCUUGUAUUAUGUAAUAAUUACAUAAUCAAUGGUAUUAUUUACCCAAAGUGGAGUACAUCAUUUAUAUUUACCAAUAUGAGGUGCUGAAUAUUAAACCUUUUUUUAUAAGUUUAUAAAACAUCUAAUAC
Adelges cooleyi (spruce gall adelgid) is the source of this 3566-nucleotide messenger RNA. RefSeq names its product glutamate receptor ionotropic, kainate 1 (gene KaiR1D). The record is from RefSeq and is a predicted model, not a curated record. Gene Ontology annotation, biological process: modulation of chemical synaptic transmission; monoatomic ion transport; synaptic transmission, glutamatergic. Gene Ontology annotation, molecular function: glutamate-gated receptor activity; transmitter-gated monoatomic ion channel activity involved in regulation of postsynaptic membrane potential. Gene Ontology annotation, cellular component: plasma membrane; postsynaptic membrane. Lineage: Eukaryota; Metazoa; Arthropoda; Insecta; Hemiptera; Adelgidae. The transcript has 17 exons. The coding region runs from base 174 to 2747 and encodes 857 amino acids.